Molecule: messenger RNA, 851 nt
Organism: Dendronephthya gigantea
Lineage: Eukaryota; Metazoa; Cnidaria; Anthozoa; Malacalcyonacea; Nephtheidae
Product: DNA-directed RNA polymerase I subunit RPA43-like
Exons: 2
Coding region: 7-813 (268 amino acids)
Biological process (GO): DNA-templated transcription initiation
Cellular component (GO): RNA polymerase I complex
Source: RefSeq, a predicted model, not a curated record
AUCAACAUGGCGUAUGACACAGCAAGCAAUAUCUGGUCUUACGCUGAGGCUAAACAAAAAUGCAGCGAGAAAUAUUCAUGCUUUGUUGAAAUAGAGACUCAAGAACACAUAACACUAUCUCCGUAUUAUAUUGGCCGCAUUAAACAAGGCAUUCAAGAACAAAUUGAACAUAAAAUACAACGCUGGAAAUUUCGUGAUGAUUAUGGUGGAAUAAUUGUUGCUUACGAUCAUAUAAAAUUACUGCAAAGAUCAGCCGAAGUUUUUGAUGAAUCUCCACUGCUUCACUUUGAUAUUAAAGUAAACUAUAUUAUAUUCAAACCAGAGGUUGGAAAAAAGUUAAUUGGCGUGGUAAAUAAGACGAGUUCCAGCCAUGUCGGCUGCCUAGUUCAUGGUAGGUUUAAUGCAUCGUUAGCUAAAUCAAGAUCGGGUAAGAAUGGCUGGAUUGGCAGUGAUUUAGUGAUAGGGAGUGAGUUUGUUUUUCGUGUGGGAGAUUUAAGAACUGUUGCAGGAGUGUUGUCUAUUGCGGGUCAUAUUAAGGAAAAAGACAUGAAGUAUAUCAAGCAGGGCCAGGGAAAUUUUGUGUCACUUGAUGACUCCGACAGCAGUGCUACACAAAAUCAUGGCGGGAAAAAUAAGUCACUUGAAGGAAAUUUCGAAGAAACUGAACUCAUCCAAGAGGCUCGUACAAAAGAAAAAACGAAACGUAAAAAAUACGAUGCCCAGUCUCAAAAUGACAUCAAAUCAGAAUCGGGGUCUGAAAGAAACGAUUCCUCAGUUAGAAAACGCAAAAAGGAAAAGUCAGAUAAUAAAUAGAUCGAUGUAUUGUAUAAUAUUCCAGGUUCUCAUUAAAU